AUGCCAUAUCAUCUCCCUGUUCUUCUGAACCCUUUACUCAAUGCUAUAUUCAACUGCCCUUCUCCGAAAACAUCAUCAUUGAAACAGAUGUUCUCUCGUUUGGAUGAUGAGAGGUUCUUUAUACUAGUACCGAGUACUGAAACCUUAUUACAGUUCCAGGAUUUGGAGUCGGGUCUUGAGCUGGCAGAGCUUUGUUAUCAUUAUGAUUUUGUUGCAUCUCAUAUCGUGGUAAUAAAGGACCCUACUAAAGAUGUUCCUGACCAGCGGUCUAUUUAUAAUACGGAUUUUACAACGCUGAAUGGUAGGAAAUUAUCCAUACGAUAUCGGAACAGCACAAUUGUCACUGGUGAUGGUUUUACAGAGAGACGGAAGAUCACUAUCAAAGAAAUCAAUCUCUUGCCAACUUUUAAUGAUUAUUUGAAAGGCUCAAAUUAUACUCCCAUUUUACAUAUAAGCAUGCCUCUAUGUGGUGACUUAGUCCCAUUAGAUGAGUUGCAGGUGUUUUCUAAAGUUGCUGGAAAUAAGUAUUCUAAGCAGGAACAAGCCCCACUUCCAUUUGAUGAAGAGCAGAAAAAGGUGUUAUAUUUUGAGCAAAGAAUCCAGAGCAUAUCUGACGUAGCCGAACGAGUGGCAUUGACUUUCCACCUGACAAAAGCAAGAAUUAAAAAGGCAAUAAGUGUGAUUGGAAUUCGAACCGAGUGGUUAAAUACCCGAGAUUCCAUACGGCAGAUCAUCAGCUUGGACAAACGGUUAAACCACUUAGAAGAUUUGGAUGCUAUGAUUUAUGAUUAUGUUGAGUUGAAACUAUUUACAGAUAUACAACAACAAUUAUCGGAAAUUGUUGAAGACCAAGAGUUAGAGCACAGAUUUGAUUUUAAAGCUUUGAGGUCAAUAUCUUUGAACCAAGUACCUACUAACUUUUACCCAAAGGAUGAAAAAUCAUUUUCUUUGGCUAGUGUCGUGGAAUUGGAAAAAUCUGUAAACGAUGCAUUAGAGUAUCUCAAGAGCAUUGAUUUGAAGACGACUCAUUCCGGUAAACUCGAAGUUUUAAGUACUACAAUGAGGCUUUUAAGCCGUGAAAUAAAUGGCAUAUCCACUGAUGCAGAUACAUUGCUAAGCCUUUUCGUUCUUUUAAUUUGUCGAUCUCAAGUAACAGGCCUAGUGCGAACAUUGACAUACUUGACUAAUUUCGAAAUUAGCGAGACCUCAAUUAAAUUUGGACUUCAAGGAUAUGUUCUCUCUACUUUUGAGGCAGCAUUAUCCUUUUUCCAUCAAGAUACAGUGGACUCUCUAACCAAAAAGUGUGCUUCAAACAAAAAAAUAUGGGCUUCGAUACAGAAGCAUAGUAAAGUGGAAGCUGAAUUGUUGUCUUCAAAUCUUCGAAUUCGUACAGACAGUGGAGAGUCGUUACUCUCCAUUUGCAUUCAAUCGCAUAAUAAUGAGGUGUUAACUACGUUGUUGGCUAAUUUUGAAAGUGAAUUCCCUUUAGAAGAUAUCCUCGACGAUAGAGAUUUCGCGUUAUCGACGCUUCUAAUACAGGCUCUACAAGUACAGAACUCUCAGGCCGCAGCGAUUCUCUCUGAAAUUAUCUUGAAAUCUUGUACCGAGUCUGAAGUAAGAUCUUAUCUAAACUCCCCAAACCUGCAUAACAGGAUCACAGCACAUUAUAUUAUGCAGGACAUAUCUUUGCUUGAAUCAGUAGGUCGGUACUUCAAUUGGGAACAUAAAGACAUAAAUGGGCAUACACCACUUUUCGCGGUUUUUCGAAGCUACGAUGCAGUGAAUUAUGAUGAAAUUGUUACAAAAGUUCUUGACCAAGUUGUCAAAUGGUAUGCAAAUAACAAUAAACCGUUUAAUUUUAAAAUUCACGAAGAUCCUAAAGGCAAUACGCUAUUACAUGUUAUGAAAAGUGGUAUUGAAUCCCUUUUAAAACUUCCUGAUGUUAACGUCAAUAAACCAGAUUCAAAAGGGUUGACACCGUUAAUGAUAUAUUCAAGAUACAAUCGAAUCACAAACAUCGAGACUAUUAUGAAAGAUGAAAGGUUACUUUGUGAUUUAGUCCAACAGCCACUAGUUAUGACAUCUCUCGACUUCACGAAAAAUCCCAAAGUAACAAAGACUAUACUUGAUGCCACGUUUAAUAGGGAACCCGUAGUUAUCCAUUCUUUGAGAUUUGAAGAAAGAAAAUGGAAGAUUGGGAUAUUCUCUGAGGGAAUAUUCAAGAAAUAUUCAUUGGACUUGAUACAAUACUAUCUUCGUUAUUUGAAGAUUAUGUACCCAUGCAGCUUUCACCCAGUUCAACUUCUUACUAACGAGCUGAGACUUUUAGGAAUAUAUGGGGUUCCCGGCGUCCUGAGAUUGCAAAGUUAUCAUACAUUCAAAAAGCUUGAUAUGCUCUUUAGUUAUGUCAAUACCCGUGGUAAGUUAUGGUUAGGUAAAGAUGAAGAAGAACUGAAAGUGUUAUUAGACGUUCCUACACCCUACUUAUCUGAGUCGGAACGGUUCAUAAAGUUAGAACCGGAGGAGAUAAACGGCAUUCAAACUUUCUUGAAAUACAACCUAGCUGAGUUUCAGAAGCUGAGAAAUUGUUUGAUUAUUUUGAAGAAACUUGCGAUAGUACAACAAAUCAAACACAGAGAUGUCAUAACGAUGCGAAACUCUUUCCUAUCUUUGGGGAACCAAAUGUCGCAAAAAGGUGUAGCAAAAAGUUUUGAAAAUACAAACUGCGCUUGGUCUUAUGAUCUUUCAUAUUAUGAGUUUACUCGAAACUUGGAAUAUCUAGAGCACUCUGUUGUCACUUUACUUAAUAACUUUGAGUCUCUUCUCGCAAAGACAACUUUAUGGUGGAAACAUUUUGGUGAAUUAAUGGAACUGAAGAAAGAGUGGAAGAAAAAUUUCCCAAAUGACAAGGCGCCUCCUUCUUCAGCAAACAGAAAUUUUAUAGAUACCUACAUUGAAGGUAAAAGGUCUAAAUUUAGGAAUAAGUUAUCCAAUCAACUGAAAAUGAGCUCUUUGAACCUUAAGAAAAUUGGCGGUGAAAUCAAAACAACACAUGAAUCGAUCGCAGUGGGGAUAAAUCUAUUCAUCGAAUUCAAAGAGCAGUUUUACCACGAUCAUAUCGUUAAAUCCAUAGUUGAUCAAAGAAUCAGGGAAAAUAAACAAAUCAUGCAACAAUUGAUUGAUACCAUGAAAGGGCAUGUUUAA
This is a messenger RNA of Kluyveromyces lactis, 3204 nucleotides long. RefSeq lists its product as uncharacterized. Lineage: Eukaryota; Fungi; Ascomycota; Saccharomycetes; Saccharomycetales; Saccharomycetaceae. The transcript has a single exon. The coding region runs from base 1 to 3204 and encodes 1067 amino acids. Gene Ontology annotation, cellular component: early endosome; plasma membrane; late endosome. The record is from RefSeq and is a predicted model, not a curated record. Gene Ontology annotation, biological process: early endosome to late endosome transport. Gene Ontology annotation, molecular function: SNARE binding; guanyl-nucleotide exchange factor activity.